AACCCGCAGCUGUGCUGUGUGCUGUUUUUUUAUGCUUUCUCAUACCGGUGGAAUGGCGAACGCGAAGGAUCGCGACGAACCUGUAAUUCAGGCACACCAAAGUUUCAUGAAAAAGGACUACAAUGCUGCUUUACUACAUCUCAGCGACUUAGAGAACGCUGUUGGAUCACCUAAUAAAAGAAUACAGCACAAUAAAGCGGUGGUAGAUUUCAUGUCCAGCGAUAUGAAAAACUUGGAAAAAUUCAAGAAAACUAUUGUUCAGCUCAUUGGUGUUACGUUCCCGGACGUUGAAAUCAGUGAUAUUAGUUCUCCAUGCUUGCUUUACAACUACGCGGUAAUGUUAUACCACUCUAGACAUUACUACCAAUGUGUUGUUAUCCUAGAAAAGUUACUAGGAGCUAAGAGCAAUAUAAGAGAUGUGAAAUUGCUACAGCAAAUUACUCUUCUACUUAUGGAAGCUACAUUAUGUAGGCGCACAUAUGACAAGACAUUAGAAAUAGCUAAAAAUCAUGGAGAGGCUGUUAAAGCAAAUAAUGAAAUUGCUGAAUUGUUUGAAAGGCUUGUAAACAGAGCACAGCUAUGUCUUGGACAAAAAGUGAAACUUAACUUAAAAGCUGACUCUGUAGAGAAUAUAUUUGUCAUCGCUCAACAACAAUACUUAAAUGGAGAAAUAAAGGAAGCUGCAAAUACUCUCGGACAGUACCGUUCAUUGAAAUAUAGUUACAAUCUCAAAACUCAAGGUGAAGAUAUAUGGGCAGCUAUUAACAAUAACCUUGGAGUUAUUUACUUGUCUACGAAGAAACCAUUUUUAGCUGCAAAGUACUUCCAACAUGCCGUGAAAGAGCAUUUCAAAGCUAUGGAGAGUGAGGAUAGUGGAAGACUGAUUACAUGUAGAGAUCGUCCUCUCUAUGUUUAUAAUCUAGGUUUGGCAUUACUAGCUGCAAAUAAUUCUGAAGGUGCCUUCGAAUGUUUGGUAGAAGCAGCGAGACACUACCCUAACAAUCCUCGUAUCUGGCUUCAUCUAGCAGAGUGUUGUGUCAAAAAAUGUUGCAGUGAUGAAGCACAACAGUUCACUGUCAAAAAAUUAGGCAGUGGCCCGCAUACCCGAAUCCUUUUGUCAAAGGAAAAUAAGGAAAAGUAUUCCACUUCUGGGGAAUCAUUUGCCAUACCAUCGCUAUCACUGGAAUUUGCUGCAUUAUGUCUAAGAAAUGCAGUUACUCUUUUGCCGAAUCAAGAGCCUCCAGCAGAAGUUACUGCACCACUUAUUCAGGCACCCCCUGGUCCACCAAUCAACUGGAAGCAACGUUGCAAACUUAAAAAUGCGACAUUUGUCCUCCAAAGUUACGUAUUACUCCACUUACAAGAUCCGCUUUCGGCUUUAAUGAGCGCAAAUGAACUAUUAGCUCAGCCAGAUGUGUCUAACAGUCACAAAGCUUGGGCUCACAUCUAUGCCGCAGAGGCUUUGAUAAAUCUCGACCGUAUUACUGAUGCUGGAGAGCACUUACAUCCACAAAUGAUACACGAAUUGGUAUCAGUAUUACCAUAUCAAAUGAGAGACAUGAUUGCCGUAUCUGUAUGGGCUAAAACUGCAGUCUGUAACAUCCUCAGAGGAGAUUUGGUGACGGCCAGAAAGAUUUUACUCCAAAUAAAUUCACCAAGGGUUUUACCAUUGCAGAUGUAUUUAGAAAUCUGCACUGGUAACAUUGAUAAUUGUCAUACAAUAUUGAGAAAACUUAGGUUUAGUAAUUUGUCUCAAUAG
Hyposmocoma kahamanoa is the source of this 1759-nucleotide messenger RNA. It is a transcript of the gene Not10, whose product is annotated as CCR4-NOT transcription complex subunit 10. Gene Ontology annotation, biological process: mRNA catabolic process; negative regulation of translation. Gene Ontology annotation, molecular function: protein binding. The record is from RefSeq and is a predicted model, not a curated record. Gene Ontology annotation, cellular component: CCR4-NOT complex. NCBI's taxonomy places the organism in Eukaryota, Metazoa, Arthropoda, Insecta, Lepidoptera, Cosmopterigidae. The transcript is spliced from 2 exons. The coding region runs from base 32 to 1759 and encodes 575 amino acids.